GGUACAAAAGUAAUUAUUAAAAAUAAUAAUUUAUUUAUUAGUAAUUUUUUAACAAUUUUUUUUUGUCGGACUUGGUUUUGAGAGUGACUUUUGAAGUGUUAACUGGUGCGUGAAUUUGUUUUAUUUAGUUAUUUGGGUGUAAAAAAAUAUUUUUGAAAAUGGCGCCCUCUGUGAACGUCGCAGAGUACUAUGCAGGAAAAACGCUCUUCAUCACCGGAGCCACGGGUUUUAUGGGCAAAGUCAUGGUCGAGAAGAUGCUGAGAAGUUGCCCUGACGUGAAGAAGAUGUACUUACUCAUGAGGCCGAAGAAAGGACACUCCAGUAAGGAGCGAUUGGAUGACUUGCUGAGUUUUAAGAUCUUCGACCGCCUAAAAGCAGAAAACCCGAAAAUCUUUGACAAACUCCAUGUGAUACCCGGAGAUAUACUUUCUGAAGACCUGGGCAUCUCUGACGAGGAUCGGCGCCUGAUUCAGAGUGAGGCGCAGAUUAUAUUCCACUGUGCUGCUUGUGUCAGGUUUGACAUGUUCCUCCGCGAUGCUGUGAAGAUGAACACCGUCGGAACCAAGAAAGUCUUGCAGCUCGCUGAGGGAGUCAAGAAUUUGGAGGCGUUCAUCCACGUAUCCACCUCAUACUGCCGCUGCGAGCUCCCCGAGCUGGAAGAGAAGCUGUACCCUUCGAAGCACAGACCUGAACACGUGAUGCAUUGCGUCAGCUGGAUGGACGAUGACCUUCUCACGCAUUUGCAACCCAAGAUAAUCGAGCCCCAGCCUAAUACAUACGCGUAUACCAAGUCUCUCACAGAAGACCUGGUGUCACAGUACGAGGGAAAGUUUCCCAUUGCGAUCGCAAGGCCAUCUAUCGUGGCCGCAGCGUAUAAGGAACCCUUGCCUGGAUGGGUGGACAACCUCAACGGACCAACGGGGCUACUAGUCGGUGCUGGAAAAGGCGUGAUCCGCACAAUGCACUGCAAUGACAGCUAUACGGCGGACGUGGUGCCAGUCGAUGUCACCGUCAACGCCUGCAUCAUACUGGGCUACCUGACAGGACUUGAGCAGCCUAAACAGAUCAAUGUUGUGAACGUCACUCAGUCAGAAAUCAACCCCAUCACAUGGGGGCAGGCGCUAGAUAUGGGUCGUGUCCACGUGCAAGAGUUCCCCUUCACAGUAUGCCUGUGGUACCCAGGCGGCUCGCCCAAGAGCUCGCGAGUGGCUCACCAGCUCGCCUUGUUCUUCACUCACCUCCUACCCGCUUAUCUGGUCGAUAUGCUGAUGUUUUUGAUGGGGAAGAAGACUUUUAUGAUAAAAAUCCAGAAACGCAUCAACUACGGUCUGGAAGUCCUGCAGUACUACACCACAAAGGAAUGGUUCUUCAGGAAUGACAACUUCGUGGCUCUGCAGCAUCGCAUAUCUAAGAGCGAUAACGAGACUUUCUAUACGGAUAUGAAGGACAUGGACUGGAGCGGCUAUAUCCGCAACUACAUCCGUGGAGCACGAGAGUACUGCUGCAAGGAGGACCCUGCCACCCUGCCCGCUGCACGAAGACUGCAAACACAAUUAUACUACUUAGAUAAGGCAGUCCAGAUCAUGGUUGGGCUUCUAGUAUCAUACUUCAUCUAUUACUAUUUUAACAUGCUCUAUUCUGUGAUAAGCUCAUAAUUAGCUAAUUUAAUUAACUGUACCAACACACUGCAAACUUUUAGUCGGCCGAUAGUUUGUUUGGGCUCAUAAAUCAGUAUGAAGAUGAAUGGUAGUACGCACAUUACUAAGAUCAGGUAUUUAUCCGGUAUCAGACCGACUGAGAACUUUGAUUGGAAUCAAGAUUUUCUUUUCAAAAAAAUUGGCAACUGUCGGCCAACUGUUUUGUGUGCAGUGUGUGGUUAUUUUAAUACUUUGUUAUUAUUGUGAUUUAAUGAUUAUCAAAUAUUAUAGAGGCUAUUUCUGCCUCAAAAAUAAUCCCAUUCGAGUCAUAUAUUACUUACUUAGUUAAAGUUAUUUCUUAUAAAUAUUAUAAAUAGAAAUAAUGUUGGCGAUUGUUUUUUGAGAGAAUUGUGUCCAUGUGUGUAGACAGCCUUAUUUUAUGUGCUCUAUAUUCUAACAAUAAAUAAAAUACUUUAACUUUAAUACUUACAAUGGAGAUUAUCCUGUUUUUUUUUAUUAUGUUGACAAGCAAUUUCCAAAUAUUCAUAAAUAGGCAGUAUAUAGAGGUAAUAAUACUUGUUAUAGGAGUUAACCACCGCGAAAAAAAAAAUAAGAAUCCCAUGAUAGUUUCUUACUAGAAAGAAAAAAAUACAUCAUUUUUGUUAUCUAAGUAAAAUAAUAAAACGGAAGCGUUUUGUACCCUAUUUGUUAUCUAACUUACAAUAAUAAAGAGGAAACAUUUUUUUGUUUGUACCCGAAAGGCGCCGAAACUACUGAACCGAUUUGAAAAAUUAUUUCAAUGUUGGAAAGCUACACUCUUCCCGAGUAACAUAGGCUAUAUUUUAUCCCGGUACGGGCAGCAGUUGCCACGGGACGCGGGUGAAAACGCGGGAAAUAAACUUACAUAUUCUACAAUACUUGUUUUAUAAUAAAGAAACAUUAAUAUACCAAAGACAAGAGUGUAAAAUGUUUCUUAGGAAAUCAUAGUUUUUAGCCCAUUUCAUAACUUACCUAAUAAUACUCAUAGAUUUGUACUUAAUUUUUACUAAAUUUUAAAAUAAAUUCAUUUACGUAACAAUUUGACCUACUGUCAAAAAAAUUGUAUAAAUUUCCAAAUGAAUAUGUACAGUCAACUUCAGGUCAGUGGUAACAGUUUUAUAGGAAAAUCGUACUUAUUAAUAUUGAGUUAAGGUGCAUGACAGUUAAAUUACCACUGAUGUGCAGUCUACUGUACAGAAAGCACAUUAACCUACCUCAAUCUGUCAAAUGUCUUCAAUAGAUUUUCAACCUUAGCACAAUAGUUUAAGGUUAAUGUUCGAUUUGUAGACAGAUUUAAACAACUGUGCAACUUUUCUAAGUUUGUAUGUACUUUCUAAGUAUAUCUUGGACACCAAUGGCUGAUAAAAAGGUGAAGGAAAACAUCUCGAGGAAACCUGGACUAUAUAGUCUGAAAUCAGCAACCCGCAUUGAGCAAGCGUGAUGAUUAAUGCUCAAUCGUUCUCCGUGUGAGAGGAGGCCGCAGCCCAGCAGUGGGACGAUACAAAGGCUGUAACAGGUAGACAGAUUCGGGUAGCUUGACCUGCUUUCUGUACCUAGGUACCUUUUUUAUUUCUUCUUGCCUUGUAGCCAUUUGAGUUUUUCAAAAAAAUAUAUUAAUGAAUUAUUAAGUAAAAUUAACCUAUAAUUAAUGGACCUAUCCGUUGUGACUUUUUUUGUUAAAACAUUGUUUUUCUUGCGCAACUGUUGCUCAACUAAAUAGUUGCGGUGUAUGGAAUUGUCUUUAGUAUUUAAUUGUUUACCUCAUGUAUAAAUUGUAAUAAAUAAUGUUAAUACGAAUUAUAAUAAAUUAAAUUAGAUAA
This is a messenger RNA of Helicoverpa armigera (cotton bollworm), 3496 nucleotides long. RefSeq names its product putative fatty acyl-CoA reductase CG5065. Gene Ontology annotation, cellular component: peroxisome. The transcript is spliced from 13 exons. Bases 159 to 1655 code for a protein of 498 amino acids. Gene Ontology annotation, biological process: long-chain fatty-acyl-CoA metabolic process. NCBI's taxonomy places the organism in Eukaryota, Metazoa, Arthropoda, Insecta, Lepidoptera, Noctuidae. The record is from RefSeq and is a predicted model, not a curated record. Gene Ontology annotation, molecular function: alcohol-forming very long-chain fatty acyl-CoA reductase (NADP+) activity.